AUGAGUUCUUCUCAGAGUCAGUCAACGUUGGAGUCCAAACUGGAGGCUCUGCAGUGCCACUUCAACUGGAAUCUGGACUGUAGCAGGUCCACACUUUUCCGUCUCAAGUACAAUUUGGAGGACAUUGGCACCGAAGAGGGGUACAGCUGGUUGGGUCACAUUUAUAACUUGCAGGGGUUCAUUCACUACCAGCUGGGCUUCAGUGAAGAUGCCCUGCGUUUUUUCAGCAGAGCCACAGAAGCCUUCCGUCAGAUGAGAAACACAGUAUCAGAUGAGGGUCCCUGGCUGGUAGUGAACUAUGGGAACCUGGCUUGGCUACACAACCAACAGGGAGAACAAGUACAAAGUCAGAAUUACCUGUCAAAAAUUAAUGCACUGAUGAAUGAAUACCCAUCUCCAUCCCAGGAUGAACUCCAUCCAGAGAUCUAUGCAGAAAAAGCCUGGACCCUGAUGAAGUUCAACAAAGAAAAAAAGCUGCUGGCUAUAGAUUACUUCCAGAGAGCCAUCAGGAUGCAGCCUGACAUGGUGGCAUGGCGGACCAGCUAUGUGUUAGCAUUAGUGAAGGCUCAUAACAAUAGCGACCAUGCCAUCGUGGAAAAAAUGAGAAUCGCCAAAGAACACGAUCCAGAGAACUUGUACCUUGCUGCUCUUUACCUUGAUGCAUGUCCUCAAAAAGGAACAAAAAUGAAAGAUGAAGUAUGCACAUUGGCCAGAAGAGUUUUAAAAAAGCCAGUUAGCAGCUACAGUGGUAUCAAUCCGGUACUUAUGCUUUACAGUAAAUAUUUAUCUGUACAUGAAGCUAUUGAUUUGAUAGAAGAAGCUCUGGAAAGACAUCCAGAUGAACGUUACCUGAAGUGGUGUGCUGCGAACUGCUACAGAAGUAGGAUCUUUUCCAGGCAGACAAGGACCAAUCUGCUCGAGCGCAGCAUGAUUGACAAAGCCAUCAGUCUCUGUAAGGAGGUGAUUUCGCUUUACCCUCAUUCUUCACUUAACAUGAAAAUAACUCUUGCAGACAUGUAUGUAAAGGUAAAUAAGCAAGACAAAGCUGACCAGAUAUACAAUGAACUGCUAGAAAGUGACCUGGAAUAUAAGGAGCAACAAAUGCUUUACAACAAAUAUGCAAAACAUUUAUAUUUUAAUGGAAAGUUGAUUGAUAGACAAAAUUCAAUAGAAUAUCACAAGAAGGCAGCAGUGAUACCACACCAAUCCUUCCAUCGUGAAAACAGCAUUACAAUGCUGGAGAAAUACACUAAAAAAUAUGGUAGCAGAGAAAUAGAGGAAUUUCUAAUCAAGCUGCAACAGUAAGAGCUCACACUAAGGUUACGAAGAAGAAAGAGAAUAAAGAUAAAGAACAUUUACUAUGCUGGCAGUCUAAAUGUUUGCAACAAAACUAAUAAUAAAUUAUUAUUGAUUCAGAUAUUGUUAUAACAGUAACAAGAACAUACAUGACCUGAAAAAGAACUUUAUUGAUUGUAAUAUUGUUCCAUUAAUGUUGCUGACUC
Haplochromis burtoni (Burton's mouthbrooder) is the source of this 1502-nucleotide messenger RNA. Its product is annotated as interferon-induced protein with tetratricopeptide repeats 2-like. Gene Ontology annotation, molecular function: protein binding. Gene Ontology annotation, cellular component: cytosol. Bases 1 to 1305 code for a protein of 434 amino acids. Lineage: Eukaryota; Metazoa; Chordata; Actinopteri; Cichliformes; Cichlidae. The record is from RefSeq and is a predicted model, not a curated record. The transcript has 2 exons. Gene Ontology annotation, biological process: defense response to virus.